AUGAAUCCUGGCAGGCGUCGGGCGCUGCGGCUGCUUCUGGCCUGGGGUUGCCUGUGCAUUUGCCUAGCUAUGUCAGAAGAUUCUGGUACCGAAGGCCUAAGCUCAACUUCUUUGGUAGACUUCAUAACAAUGUCCCACUUUAAGUCUCUGGAUUCCAGUGAACAGACCAACUUAGAAUUAUCGGAGUCUGAUUUUGGUCCUGGUGCCUUGCAAGUCUCACCUGGUUCAGGAUUUUUCAGUGAGGAAAAGGAAGACUCCAAGGUCCUCCAGUCUCAGUAUUUAUGGGAAGAAGGUGGAGACAGCAAUGAUUCCAGUGUGUAUGUGGGGCCAGCAGCAGAUUACAGUUUUCCACGUGCUUCUCAAAAAGCCUUGCCCAAAGAAAAUGGAACACAAGUGAAAGAUGCCCAAGAAGGCCCCACUUUUCAUCCCGUAUCUGAUUCCCUUGAUCUAGACUCCGAAGCCCCUUCCACCGGAGUCCUUGAGGAAGAGGAGGAAGGAUUGCUUCCUAUCAACCAGUCAAAGGGAAUGACUCAAAGCAGGCAAAUGUCAAAAACCACUUUUUCUGAAACACCUACAGAGGAUUCUUUAUAUUCUAUCCUGUUUUCCACCAUGGCCAGCAGAAUGGAUCCAGCUACGAACAAGCAUGGGAAAGAAUCUGCGCUUGAGUAUUCCUCUUCAGGCUUUGACCUAGGAAGCAGCAUGGGACCCAGUCUCCUGCCCUUGUCUCCCAUCUUUUCAACUGACACUACUACAGACCCCCAGUUGGUCUCAGAACUUUCUCCCAAGAUUACCCAAGAGAGCUCAGUGGCUGCAGUAGAAAUAGCAGGGAAACAGUUAGCAACAGUAGCUGCAGUAGAAGGUGAUCUACCAGAAGGAAAAGCCACAACACAUGAGGAGGUUUCAAAACCUGUAGCAGGAACAAUUGCAGCUGAGAGGGAACUGACAAGAGAAGAUCUCAUAGGUUCUCAUGAGGACAAUUUCCAAGUAACUGAGACUGUUUCCAGGACUCCUAACAGCCUAUCAGAUCCCAGCUCUUUGGGGCAUUUUUGGGACUGGACCAGCGGACGAACCCCAACUCCAACUGCUAAUCAGAAUAGUCAGGAUACAAAAGUGCCACUCAUCACAACAGCUGCAGCAGAAAAGAGCUAUACAGCACAAAACAGAGAUCUCCUGCUUGCCUCAGGAGUUCCCUGGAGUUUGACACAGAUUAUCUGUAAGGACUGGAACAACCUGGCAAGCAAAAACUACAUCAUCCUGAACAUGUCAGAUAACAUUGAUUGUGAAGAGUUCCGAGUGGAGAGAGGCCUCCGGUUGCUGGCCCUGAUGGAGGAUGCCUUCUCCAGAUAUGACAAUGGAUUGCAGGGGCAAUGGUUGAUCUCAUUAAACAAACCUAAUGAGAACGACAAACAUCUGUUGAUGACCCUGGCAGGAGAACAUGGGGUUGUUCCAACAAAUGAUGUCCUCUUGGCAUUAGGUGAUGUGCAGAAAAGUUUAGCUGAGAUUGGAAUUCAGAACUAUACAACUACAUCAAGUUGCCAGUCACAUCCCAGCCAGACACACAGCGAUUAUGGGAAGCUCUUUGUGGUGCUGGUUAUUAUCGGCUCAAUUUGUGUCAUCAUCAUUAUUAUGGGACUGAUUUACAACUGUUGGCAGAGACGCAUGCCCAAAAUGAAGAACAUGUCACAUGGUGAAGAACUACGAUUUGUUGAAAACGGUUGCCAUGACAAUCCCACCUUGGAUGUAGCCAGCGAUAGCCACUCUGAGAUGCAAGAAAAGAAGCCGAGUGUAAAUGGUGGGGGAGCUGUUAAUGGACCGGAGAGCUGGGAUGUUCUGAUUAGCAAGCAAACGAAUGAAGAGGGAGAGGCGUUUGAGGAAGACACCCACCUCUAA
Messenger RNA from Protobothrops mucrosquamatus (brown spotted pit viper), 1890 nucleotides. It is a transcript of the gene PODXL2, whose product is annotated as podocalyxin like 2. The record is from RefSeq and is a predicted model, not a curated record. Lineage: Eukaryota; Metazoa; Chordata; Lepidosauria; Squamata; Viperidae. The coding region runs from base 1 to 1890 and encodes 629 amino acids. The transcript is spliced from 8 exons.